Cucumis sativus (cucumber) is the source of this 1207-nucleotide messenger RNA. RefSeq names its product transcription factor JUNGBRUNNEN 1. Lineage: Eukaryota; Viridiplantae; Streptophyta; Magnoliopsida; Cucurbitales; Cucurbitaceae. The record is from RefSeq and is a predicted model, not a curated record. Gene Ontology annotation, molecular function: DNA binding. Bases 101 to 1057 code for a protein of 318 amino acids. The transcript has 3 exons. Gene Ontology annotation, biological process: regulation of DNA-templated transcription.
UAGCUUUAAACUUGGACUUAUAUUUUCCAUUUAAGAAAAUUAUUAAAACUUCUAAGCCUUUGAGGCUGGAAGAUCAAAAGAGAAAGCUGAAGAGGGUUCCAUGGAGGUUACUAGUAAGUUGAUGGCUAUUGUUGUAGAUCAAGAAGAUGAUGAUCAAGUAAUCCUUCCAGGGUUUCGAUUUCACCCGACUGACGAAGAGCUUGUCUGGUUUUAUCUCCGACGAAAGGUGGAGAAGAAACCAAUUGCCAUCGAAAUCAUCAAACAGAUUGAUAUUUACAAAUAUGAUCCAUGGGACCUCCCAAAAGUGAGCAAUGUGGGAGAUAAAGAAUGGUAUUUUUUCUGCAAAAGAGGGAGGAAGUACAGAAACAGCAUAAGACCAAACAGGGUGACAGGCUCAGGGUUUUGGAAAGCAACAGGAAUUGAUAAACCAAUUUUUUCCACACUCAAAUUAUCAUCAAAUGAUCAUAAUGCUAAUGCUAAUAUUAUUGGGCUAAAGAAAUCUUUGGUUUACUAUAGAGGAAGUGCUGGUAAAGGCACCAAAACUGAUUGGAUGAUGCAUGAGUUUAGGCUUCCUUUCAACAACAACAAUAUCAUUCCUCAUCAACAUGAUCAUAAUAAUGCUGAAGUUUGGACCUUAUGCAGAAUCUUAAAAAGAAUCCCAUCCUUCAAGAAGUAUAUUCCAACACUACAUAAUAACAAUAAUGAUAAUCAAACAUAUCCCAAACCUCAAAACCCUAAUAAUUCCAAUAUUAUUUUCACUUCUAAACCUAAAACCAACUUUCAAUCUCAACCUUAUUCAACUGGCCAUCAUCAUCUCAUACACCUUGAAACUAAGCCAAAGCCUUUUGAACAAUUAACCAACCCUAACUUAACCCUACCCAGCUGUGCUUCUUCCUUUGAAUCCUCUCCUAUAUGCCUCUCAAGCUUUUGGAAUGGUGUCGAGGGGGAAGGCGGAGGAGAUGAUGAUAACUUCGCAACCAAUGGAGGUUGGGAUGAGCUUCGACCUGUCGUUCAGUUUGCCGUUGAUCCUUCUUUUCAACUAUAUGAAUGUAUAUAAACGUCAUUGUACUUUGAUGUUUAGAAGUUGUUUGAAUCUUAAAUGGAACGGAAAGUUAUAAAGGUUUAGGAUUUGAUAAUAGUUUUGAGUUUACAUAUUUUACAAAGAGAUAUUAUAAAUAAAAACAAAAAAACAAAUUAAUUCAAACUA